Messenger RNA from Phoenix dactylifera (date palm), 1346 nucleotides. RefSeq names its product triosephosphate isomerase, chloroplastic. The record is from RefSeq and is a predicted model, not a curated record. Gene Ontology annotation, cellular component: cytosol. Gene Ontology annotation, biological process: glycolytic process; gluconeogenesis; glyceraldehyde-3-phosphate biosynthetic process. Gene Ontology annotation, molecular function: triose-phosphate isomerase activity. Lineage: Eukaryota; Viridiplantae; Streptophyta; Magnoliopsida; Arecales; Arecaceae.
CAAAAAAAUAUAUCUUUAUUUUUUUCCUCGCUUCGUGGUGGUUGGUGUGGUCGAGAGAGAGAGAGAGAGAGAGAGAGAGAGGAGGGAGAGCAAGGGACGAAGGCAAUGGCGGCGGCGUCAUCUCUGGUACCUCAGUUCUUGGGGCUCGGCGUUGCAAGCGAGCGUGCCCCCUCCUUGUCCUCCACCCUCUUCUUCCAUCGCGUUGGCUCUCAACGCCGCUUCUUUUCUACUCGAAGAGCUCCCAGAGGAGUCGUCGCCAUGGCCGGAACAGGAAAAUUUUUUGUUGGAGGAAAUUGGAAAUGCAAUGGAACGAAGGACUCUGUUAGCAAACUUGUUGCUGACUUAAAUGAUGCUAAAAUGGAAAAUAAUGUUGAUGUGGUCGUAGCACCACCAUUUAUCUACAUUGAUCAGGUGAAUAAUUCAUUGACGGAUCAUAUUGAUAUUUCUGCUCAGAAUUGUUGGGUUGGAAAAGGUGGAGCAUUCACUGGAGAAAUAAGUGCAGAGCAACUGAUAGAUAUGGGGUGCAAGUGGGUUAUUCUUGGGCAUUCUGAGCGCAGACAUAUUAUCGGUGAAGAUGACCAGUUUAUUGGGAAAAAGGCUGCAUAUGCCCUGAGCCAGAAUCUUAAGGUUAUCGCGUGCAUAGGAGAGAAGUUAGAAGAAAGAGAAGCAGGAAAAACUUUUGAUGUCUGUUUUCGGCAGAUGCAGGCUUUUGCAGAUAGUAUUACAAGCUGGGAAAAUGUCGUAAUUGCAUAUGAGCCUGUAUGGGCUAUUGGCACUGGAAAAGUGGCUACUCCUGAACAGGCUCAGGAAGUGCAUGUUGCUGUUCGUGAUUGGAUCAAGAAGAACAUUUCAGCUGAGGUUGCGUCUAGUACUCGUAUUAUCUAUGGAGGUUCUGUGAAUGGGAGCAAUUGUUCAGAACUUGCAAAGCAAGAAGAUAUUGAUGGAUUUCUUGUUGGAGGUGCAUCUUUAAAGGGACCAGAAUUUGCCACAAUUGUCAACUCAGUGACUUCAAAGAAAGUUGCCGUUUGACUAUCCAUUUGAAGUCAGAUAAUCACGAAUAAGGUCAGGUGGCAGCUCCUCCAUUCAAAAGGGUUAUAACUCUGACCUUCGUCAUGAUCUCAUUUUGGUAAUCUGUAAUGAAUAAAUUCAUGUUCUUACCUUGUUUUGACCUCGCCUGAAUGUUAUCACGAAAGCUGUAUCAGUCAACGUUGCCUUGAUUUCUUCUUUGCAUGUAUUAUCACUUUUGUUGCUGGUAUAGAGCCAUAAAAUGCAUGAACAAAGCCGUCUAAUUCUUGACGUGGUACUUUGUGUUUCAUAUUUAUCUGUAUUCAGUUGUCCAACCUUUA